CCGACGUCACCGAAUUCCCGGAAGCUAUCGCAGCUUCCAACGCCAAGUCAAAAGCUGUCCCAAAAAAGUAAAUUCAACUACAUCACCGGUUUCAAACACGACUUCCUCUUCUUUAAUCUUACAUCUAUUAGUUGAUUCACAAGUAAGCCACAAGAAGCCGUAGUUACAAUGUUCCGCUUCCACAAAACUCUUGAUAUCGUCACCGUCUUCCACAAGGCAGGCUCACCGGCCUCCACAAGAGCGGCAACUCUCCUAAAGCAGAUUUCAGCCAAUGCCACGGAGACAGCAACUGAAGAUCAAGCCAGUGAUCAUUCUCACCAGACGCAUCCCAAGCUCUCGCGUCAGGAGUUUGAAUUGAACAUCACUGAAGAGCCUCCCACCGCCGACCAACUCAAGACUAUUCUAGAGUACGUCGGCAAAAAUAAGAUCGGAUCUAUCGUGCAAGGCGCGUCGACAGAGAAUGAGGCAUUGAAGAAGUUCAGAGAGAGCAAGGAGAACUUCAAACGGCCUGUAAUUGUUGAUUGGAACAAUGGAAAGGCUAUCGCUAGCGACAAGGAGUCAGAGAUACUCAAGAUGUUAGAGCAAGAGAAUAGCAAGGAGUGAUUCUCGAGCACUGUACACAACACAGGUACCUAGGUAGUCAUAUCUGUCUUGUGCUGGUAUUGGUUAGGCUCCAUGAAUCCUUUGCCAGCUUAAUGAAUAUUCAGUCCUAGUUCUAGUCUGUUAUAAUUAGUUCUCUAGCUAGCUAGUGAAAGGGGCAUCUAAUUUAGAUUGCCAUAUACGAACUCUACUCCCAUAGCCUGCAUUCAUAUCUUGUUCCCAUGGUGGUUUGCUUGUAAAUAUACAGACUCACCUUUCUUAGCCAUGUACAUAUCCAUCCAUAUA
Messenger RNA from Daldinia loculata, 885 nucleotides. Its product is annotated as DUF1687-domain-containing protein. The record is from RefSeq and is a predicted model, not a curated record. The transcript is spliced from 3 exons. The coding region runs from base 169 to 603 and encodes 144 amino acids. Gene Ontology annotation, cellular component: mitochondrion. Gene Ontology annotation, molecular function: oxidoreductase activity. NCBI's taxonomy places the organism in Eukaryota, Fungi, Ascomycota, Sordariomycetes, Xylariales, Hypoxylaceae.